ACUAACAUAAUUAUCAUGUAGCAACAGUGAAUUAUGCGCAAAUCUCAUGGCCAAGUUCGGCAUAUGUACUUGACGUCUUGUUAUACCGAUUUAAUUAGCUUUGCUAACAUUUCAAUUACCUCCGCAUAAAUUACCAUGCAAAAUGGGAUUUUACCUUUUUGUCUUGGAACCCCUGCAGCGCGUUCACUGUAACGUUCCUGAAAAUGAACUUAUUUGAAACUUUGGCGUCCAUCAAGAUGGAAUCGAGACACACCCUCACGCAAAGGCGUAGGACAGGAUGUAGUAAAUGUAACCUAUUUUGACCUUAAUAACGUGCCGUUAUCAUUCGAUGCGAUAUACUAUUUUAAAAUUGAAUGAAAUACUGCGACUUGAAAAAUACUUAUCUAUUUCAAUACGAUUUACUCCAAAUAUACAUCAUGGUAGCUUUCUGGUUACGAAGGCACAACAGGUGGGUGCGAGCGUUGUGCCUACUAUUCCUGGUUCCACAAUCUGCCUAUGGUCAUGAAGGGAAUAGACACGAGAGGUGCCUAACGACAAAUAAGGAGGCUGUGUGUUUAACACCGGCGUGUAUUCACAGUGCUUCGACUAUCAUCUACAACAUGAAUGCCUCGGUUGAUCCAUGCGAAGACUUUUAUAAUUUUGCUUGCGGAGGUUUUGUAGCAAGGAUGACCAUCCCUGACGAUUAUGCGACAGUUAGCCCUUUUACAAUAACCCAGGAGAAGUUGCUAACGCAAUUACGGGCCGUUUUGGAAGAACCCGUAAGCCCAACCGAACCAAACGCUUACAAGAUCUUAAAAAAAUACUACGCAUUGUGCAUGGAUACAGCCACUAUUGAUAAAAACGUACUGAGCGUUAUGACCGGUAUGCUAUCGAGCUUUGGUGGUUGGCCCGUGCUUGAGAAUGAUUGGAUGGCAGAGAACUUUGACUGGAAGGAGACUAUGUACCGGUUCCGGAAGGCUGGAAUGCCAGCCUUUAGCAUUGUUUACAUCUUCCCUGGUACUAAUACCUAUAAUACAUCUCAAAAUAUUAUGAAUUGCGACCAAGCCAAACUGAGCUUAGAUCGAAGGCACCUCGUAAAUGGCUUCGAUGACAAAUUUGUACAAUACUACUACCAAUACCUCGUUGACUUAGCCGUAAUGCUUGGCGCCAACAAAACCACAGCCGUGAAAGAGAUGGAAGAAUCUGUUAAAUUUGAAGUUGCAUUAACAAAGAUCACUUUAGCAACAGAGGACCGCAGAAAUGCUACCGCCUUAACUAAUAUAAUGACGUUAGCGGAAGCUCAAGAUAGAUUCCCAGUGAUUCCUUGGGUCGAAUACUUGGAAAACAUGGUCGAUGAUCCCAGUAUUAACAUUACCUUAGCCGAAGAAGUUGAUAUUGGCGUACCCAAUUUUCUUACAGACUUGGAUGGGUUGCUGAAACUUACCUCCAAAAGAACUUUGGCUAAUUAUAUAAUGUCACAGUUUGUUUACACCAUGGUACCGUUUACUUCAACCCAAAUGAGGUCGAGAAGACUCAAAUAUAUACAGCACUUCAAAGGAACUUCUCAGAUGAAUCCUCGAUGGAGAGAGUGUACGGAGCAGGCUUCUAAAGAGUUGCCUAUAGCGUCCGGUUCUUUGUACGUGCAGAAAUAUUUUAGCGAUGAAGCGAAAAGGGGCGCAGAAACUAUGGUAAAUUAUCUAAAAGACGAAUUUCUACACAUGCUCCAAACGUCCAAAUGGAUGGAUGAUGCCACAAGAAAAAAAGCGGUCAAGAAAGCGUUGAAGAUGAGUUCACAAAUUGGAUACCCAGAGGAAUAUUUGGACGACGCCAAAAUUGAUGGGGUCUACGAGAACUUAAAUGUCGAUACAAACGAUUACUUAACCUUAACCUUAAACAUCGAAAGAGUGAUUAGUGAUAAAUCAUAUAAAGAACUUAGAAUGCUAAUGAACAAAACAGAUUGGACCCAACAAAGUUCCGUGACAGUGGUAAAUGCCUAUUACAACCCAAUCGAAAAUGGCAUCGAACUUCCCGCUGGCAUACUGCAAGGUGUGUUUUUCGACCACCAAAGGCCGAACUACUUAAACUUUGGGUCAAUUGGUUUUGCGAUCGGUCACGAAAUCACUCACGGGUUUGACGACAUGGGACGACAGUACGACGAGAACGGCGCCUUAUCGGACUGGUGGGAAGAGCAUACCGCGAACCAAUUUUUGAAGCACGCCCAGUGCAUUAUCGAUCAAUUUAAUAACUACACUUCUCCGAUCACGAACCAACAGAUCAACGGUAUAAACACACAAGGUGAAAACAUAGCCGACAAUGGUGGAAUACGAAAAGCGUAUUUGGCUUAUCAAAAUUGGGUUAAGGACAAGGGUGUUGAACCGAAACUGCCAGGUUUGCAGUAUACGCCCGAGCAGUUGUUUUGGAUUUCGAUGGCAAACACUUGGUGCGUGAAAGAACGAGAGGAGUACUUGAUACAAGAAAUAUUGACUGACAGCCAUCCUCCAUCGGAUAUACGGGUUUUAGGAUUAGUAAGCAAUUCUGAGUAUUUUAGCAAAGAUUUCCAUUGUAAAUCCAAUUCGAAAAUGAAUCCUGCACAUAAAUGUCAGGUUUGGUAAUACGUUAUACUAAUGUAGUUAGUUGCGGAAACGUAGGUAAAUUUGUUUGUUAUUAAAAUACACACGUCUAAUUUUUUAUAAAAUUAUAAAGUAAUAGUAAAGUGUUUCAGUUA
Molecule: messenger RNA, 2704 nt
Organism: Photinus pyralis (common eastern firefly)
Lineage: Eukaryota; Metazoa; Arthropoda; Insecta; Coleoptera; Lampyridae
Product: neprilysin-2-like
Exons: 11
Coding region: 354-2591 (745 amino acids)
Biological process (GO): protein processing
Cellular component (GO): plasma membrane
Molecular function (GO): metalloendopeptidase activity
Source: RefSeq, a predicted model, not a curated record